Aureobasidium namibiae CBS 147.97 is the source of this 486-nucleotide messenger RNA. Its product is annotated as PC4-domain-containing protein. NCBI's taxonomy places the organism in Eukaryota, Fungi, Ascomycota, Dothideomycetes, Dothideales, Saccotheciaceae. Bases 1 to 486 code for a protein of 161 amino acids. Gene Ontology annotation, biological process: positive regulation of transcription initiation by RNA polymerase II. The record is from RefSeq and is a predicted model, not a curated record. Gene Ontology annotation, molecular function: transcription coactivator activity; DNA binding. The transcript has 5 exons.
AUGCCUCCCAAAUCUAAGAAGCGUGCCAGCAAGGCCGAUGACUACGAUUCCGAUGGCGGUUUCGUCGAAGACGCUCCCCAGUCCAAGCGUGCCAAAACGGCAAUCUCUAAAGACAAGCAAGUUGAUGAUGAUGGAAAUCCUUAUUGGGAGCUCUCUGGAAAGCGUCGUGUGACCUUGUCAGAGUACAAGAAAAUCCAUCUAAUCAACAUUCGCGAGUAUUACGAGAAAGAUGGCAAGACACUUCCGGGAAAGAAGGGCAUCUCGCUUUCUCUCGAACAGUUCUCAGCUUUCCUGGGAAUCCUGCCUGAGGUCGAAGAAGCUUUGAAGUCACAAGGCCAAGAACUUCCUCGUCCAAACUAUACCCAAGACGAAAUCCCAGCUGAUUACGAACCAGAGACCGACGCCGCUGCUACUACUACGAGCAAGCUCGACAGGUUCAAGUACGAGAAAAAGAACCAUGAGGCCACCAGUGACGAGGAGGAUUGA